UUUUGAAGACGAGGCACGGGCUUUUCUCGAACUUUCUCUGGGUUCAAAUGAUGAGGUCGAGUUGUUAGGGGUUUUUUUUUCCCCCUUUCUCUCCCUUCCUCCAGACGGGUGUAAAAACUUUUUUAAUAGUUCCAGCUCGGCUGUUUUAGGAAUGCCGCCGGGUUUGUUUAGGGAUAAACACGACGUGUUUGUUUAAAAAGAAAGAGGAAAGUGUGUUUGUGUCUGUGGAGACAGCUUUCAUCUGGCUGAACGCCGUUUAAAUUUUAACGGUUUAAACGGUAGGAAUCUCAUUUAAUAAGCUCUCCAUGGAUCCGACAGCGGUUUAACCCGACAGUUAGGAAUUUUUAAUACGAUUACAACACGCACAUAUUGUUGUUUUGUAAUGGGUAAAGAUUAUUAUAAAGUCCUGGGCAUACAGAAAGGCGCCUCUGAAGAUGAGAUUAAGAAAGCGUACAGAAAGCAGGCGUUACGGUAUCAUCCGGAUAAAAACAAAUCCCCCGGAGCCGAGGAUAAAUUUAAAGAGAUCGCAGAAGCUUACGACGUGCUGAGCGACGCCAAAAAGAAAGAUAUUUAUGACCGAUAUGGAGAAGAAGGACUUAAAGGUCAUUCCGGAGGUUGCGGAGGCAACGGCCCGAGCUACACGUUCCACGGAGACCCACACGCCAUGUUCGCCGAGUUCUUCGGCGGCCGCAGUCCGUUCGAUCAGUUCUUCGCCCACGGCGCUGGCGGCGGCGACGACGACAUGGACGUGGACGACCCCUUCGCUGCGUUCGGAAUGGGAGGCAUGGGAGGCUUUCCCAGGCCAUUCAAGACUCGUAUCGGCGGCGUGCACUCGGCGCGGGAGAAGAAGAAAGACCCUCCGGUUAUACACGAGCUCAAGGUGAGCUUGGAAGAGGUGUUCUCCGGCUGCACCAAGAAGAUGAAGAUCUCGCGCAAGCGGCUGAACCCGGACGGCUGCACCGUCCGCACUGAGGACAAGAUCCUCACUGUGAACAUCAAACCGGGCUGGAAAGAAGGCACCAAGAUCACGUUCCCCAAAGAGGGAGACGAGACGCCCGCCAACAUCCCCGCCGACAUCGUGUUUGUCGUAAAAGACAAGGCACAUGCGGUGUUCCGCAGAGACGGGUCCGAUAUCGUUUACCCAGCGAGGAUAUCCCUCCGAGACGCGCUGUGUGGCUGCUCGAUCAGCGCACCGACGCUGGAUGGCCGGACCAUCACCGUGACGUCUCGCGAUGUCAUCAAACCGGGCAUGAAGAAGAGGGUCGUGGGCGAGGGACUGCCCCUGUCCAAAUAUCCCGAUAAGAGGGGGGACAUGGUGCUGGAGUUUGUCGUGAAGUUUCCAGACAAAGUGGCGCAGAACACUCGCGAUGCUCUUCUGCAGAUCCUCCCACCGUGAACGCGGGGGGGGUGGGGCAUGGGGCGGGGGAUGGUGGGGCAGGGGGUUGGUUCCUGCUGCAUACAGCCAGACUGCGCCACUAUAUUAAUUUAUAAACCACUUACCUGUGUUGAGUGCAUUUUUGACAUCACUGUGAACCCCUUGCACAGUACUGACAGACACUCGACACACGCACACACACAGAGGGUAUGCAUUACCUCAUUUUUACUGCUUCAGCUCCUGAUGUUUUAUUUUCCUGCUCUUUCUAUUUAACACACAAUUAAUUACUGGCUAUCAUGUUUUUUCCCUCUCUUUCAUUAUGGAAACUAGAGAGAGACAGCCGUGUGUGUGUGUGUGUGUAAAGGUAGACUCAGUCCAGGAAUGCUACUUCAGAGCUUGAGGCAUUUUGUGUCUCAGGUGCGUCCACACACUCCCCGGUGCAGCUUUUCACCGUGACCCCGUUUUGUUUCAUGCGUCCCGGGUCCCGAUACCAUUUUGAACCACGUGCAUUUUCACACGGUCUCCCGAGAUCAGACGUGUAUGCAGAUUAAUUCAUGACGUGUUUGCGCUGCUCUUCAUUUCCAGCCGAUCAGCGCAAACAAAAUUAUGCAUCGAAAGACGUGGUUUUGCAAGGAGGCGGCAGCUUCAGUGGCGUUGGACACCUCACAGCAAUUAUAAAACAAUAUUUCAAACAUCAUUUUUUUUGUUGUUGUUUCACUAUGGCCACCUGCUGAAUUUACAUAUGCGUUUAAUAUUAUCACUUUCAUGCAUCAUGAAAACCCAAGGCUUAAUGUAUUUCCAUUAUCUUCUAUAGACAGGAAUAAAAGUGCGCGAUCAGACGGGUUACCUGCGUCGUCGUGUUUUUUGCACGUCGUAAAGGCAACCGGAGAAAAAUGACUUCGGACCGAAAUAUCCUGACCAAUCCGGCCUGCUGCGGAGGAAUUCUGACCAAUCCUGGAUACUACCGAAAUAAUUCUGAGCAAUCCCACCCAUUAACGAAGGUAUUCUGACCAAUCCCGCUGGCUUCCGUAGUAAUUCUGAGCAUUCCCACCCAUAACUGGAGGAACUCUGACGCAUCCCUCCAAUCACCGAAGGUAUUCCGACCAAUCCCGCCUACUACCAGAAAGGAUUCUGAGCAGUCUCUCCCACCUCAAAUGAAUUCGGUCCCAUCCCACCCCACCUGCUGCCAAAGGAAUUCUAACCAAUCCCACCAAAUGCUGAAGUUCUGACAAAUCCUUCCUGCUACUGAAGGAAAUUUGAACAUUGCCACCCUCUGCUGAAGGAAUUCUGACAAAUCCUGCCAGCUAUCGAAGGAACUGUGACUAAUCCCUCCAGCUCCUGAAGGAAUUCUGACCGAUCCUGCCUCCUACCGAAUACAUUCGGAGCAAUCCUACCUGCUACCUAUGGAAUUCUGAGCAGUCCAGCCCGUGGCCGAAGGAAUUCUGAGCAAUCCUGCACACUAUCGAAGCAAUGUUGUCUAGUCCUGCCAGCUAUGAAGGAAUUCUCGCCAUUGGUCAGCGUUCCUCCCGUCUUUACGAAGAGUUAAACCGCAAAAAUGAUUUCCUUAAUAACUUUUUAUUCUUAUAAUAGCUUAUUAUUUUUAUGUUCUUCGUUUGAAAUAAGACCACGUAAAAGUCCAUGUCGUUUUACGCGUCGAUGCAGAAUUCUUCAAGCAUCCGAGUCAUUUGGUAUUUAUUAUUAAUAAUUAGUACUGAGAGUGGUUUUGGAUAGAUUGUUCGUUUGUUUGUUUUUUUUUGGCUGAUGAGGGGUUUAAAUCUGUUUUUUUUUUUUUUUUUUUUAAAUUUAUUAUUAUUUUUUAAUGUGAUUAAUACCUCUCUGGAUUAUAGAAGAAGACAGAAAAGACGCAUGAAACGAGCAGGUAAACGGGGUCUUUGUUGAAUAUACACGUAGCUGUUGGUUCUCUAGAAAUGUUUUAUUUUACUUUAAUACUCACUCUGUAUCAGCAGCUCAUUCUGAGGAGGUCGGUGAAAAUCUCCUUUGAUUUCAUGUUAAAAACCUCUCUUCAAAGAUUUGCAAGAUUUCUUUCCCAAGAUAGCCAACAGCCCUGAUUAUGAUGGGCUAUAAUGAUCCGUGCUAAGUGAUGAGCGGUGAGCGUGCAAAGUACAAAUUAAACAAAUUCACCACUUGUGAA
Molecule: messenger RNA, 3527 nt
Organism: Ictalurus punctatus (channel catfish)
Lineage: Eukaryota; Metazoa; Chordata; Actinopteri; Siluriformes; Ictaluridae
Gene: dnajb1a
Product: DnaJ heat shock protein family (Hsp40) member B1a
Exons: 3
Coding region: 383-1396 (337 amino acids)
Cellular component (GO): cytosol
Molecular function (GO): Hsp70 protein binding; transcription corepressor activity
Source: RefSeq, a predicted model, not a curated record